CGAUAGAAUGCUCGCACGGUAGUUGUCGCCCUUUCACCCCGUGAUAAACAUGCAAUCCAUUCGCCAGGUACAACGCCUUAACGAUGUAGAGCUCGAAAAGUGUGUGCCACCAAACGCAUCAUGGCACACAGAUUAUCGUGACACUGCCUACAUUUAUAUUGGCGGCCUUCCCUUUGAACUUUCGGAGGGCGACGUCUUGACCAUAUUCUCCCAAUACGGUAAUCCAGUCCACAUCAACCUUGUGCGAGACAAGGAAACUGGCAAAAGCAAAGGCUUCGCCUUCCUCAAGUACGAAGACCAGCGGAGUUGCGACCUGGCUGUUGAUAACCUCAGCGGCGCAGGAGUCAUGGGGCGAGUCAUCAGCGUGGAUCAUACGCGGUACAAGAAGAAGGAAGGGGAGGUGGAAGGUCUCGGAGACGAGGCCGAUGAAGGCGAUGAGACGGAGCGUGAGAGUGAGAGUCGCAAGAAGCGGCGCAGGACGGAAAGUGAAAGCGGAGGGGAGGAGACGCCGAUGUUGAAGGAGGAGCGUGAGCUGGCGCAGUUAAGGAAGGAAAUGGACGAUGAUGACCCAAUGAAGGCGUAUCUGGUGAAGGAGAAGCAGGCCGAGGUUGAGGAGGCUUUGCAAGCGGUGGCGAAGCGGAAGAAGGGGCGGAUUGAAGGUGAGCGACAUCACAAACACCGGCCCCAUCGAUCAAGACGAGAUGACGCAGAUGGUGGGGAUGAGGACAGACGGUCGAGGCAUCGGAGAAGGACGAACGGAGACAAGGCGGAGGAUGACGACGGGGUCGAUCGAAGGCGUAGGCAUCGAUACCACGACGACGGUGUAGACGAUGAGUACGCCAGCAAGCAGAACACAUGGGAUGGCAAGAAAGAAAGCCCAGAGGGCGAGAGGCGGCGUAGAAGACGCCGCGAUCCCUCGCAUUCCGGACGGUCAAGCAGUGCUGAGAGAGUGCAACGACGUUAGGGUGGUAUGGGGUCCGCUGAGAGACAGACGCAUCAUAGGUUAUAGGGGACCUGGAACAGGUUGGCGGCGGGCUGCACGUCAACGUUCCAGGUCGGGAAACCGCAGAUUCGGAGCGAUCGACCUAUUGGUGGUAUUACAGAAGCUGUAACGUCCUUGCUUUUGCCUUGCGUGGCAGUACGAUGUGUAUAGGGAGACUGGGCGUGGCGCGGAACAUGGACGCUCAAGCGGAUGUUAAUGUGAGCCUUGGUCUUGCAUCAUUCUGCACGUUUUCUCCUUUCACUCCAUCUCUGCUGAUAGUCUUCCACCGGUGUUGCUAUCAUUUCUGGUGCAGUUGUUAGCGUGUCCAGCGCGGGUGCUGGUCUGCUGUCGCUGUCUCUGUAGCUCUUUGCGAGCGCCCAGAAACUCAACACUUACGACAUAGCUUACAAGAUGCGCCGGAGAU
This is a messenger RNA of Baudoinia panamericana UAMH 10762, 1406 nucleotides long. RefSeq lists its product as uncharacterized. Gene Ontology annotation, cellular component: precatalytic spliceosome; catalytic step 2 spliceosome; U2 snRNP. The transcript has a single exon. The coding region runs from base 50 to 964 and encodes 304 amino acids. Gene Ontology annotation, biological process: mRNA splicing, via spliceosome. Gene Ontology annotation, molecular function: RNA binding. The record is from RefSeq and is a predicted model, not a curated record. Lineage: Eukaryota; Fungi; Ascomycota; Dothideomycetes; Mycosphaerellales; Teratosphaeriaceae.